AUUCUCGUCUUCAUAUCGGAUAAUAUUACACGCAUAUUCGCUCCUCAUAACAUUCUUUUUUAUUUAGAGGAUAAUUUGUGCGCAUUCAAGUUAUAUUUGAAAUUAUCAAGUCGUUCUUUUAAUACUAGUGGGGUUGAAGAUUACUGCGAUGGAGAAAUCGGCUGUGAACUUUAGCAGACACUUAGCUACGUAAGUAUAACUUUUACACAGGUGUUUCUGCAUUAUUAAGAAUAAAACUAGAGAGCAGUAAAAAAAGUCUUUUCUUCGUUUACACUUUAAUUUUUUGGUUACAAUUUUUAUUACAUUAGACCUGUAAGGAGAGAGGAUCCCCCGAAAUCAGUUCAUAAUAGAGUACCAGCUCAGUAUUCCUAUAAUACAAAUUUGUCUACAAUGAAGAAAACUAAUCCCCAGGUCAUGAACGACCAUACUGAAAAUAAAAGUAAGCAGGCUACGAUUCAAGCUGAUUCUCGUGCUACAAUGGUGCCAAAUGAUUUAGACAUAUCAGAAAGCGAGGAUGAAUCUUCAGAAGAAAGAGAAGAUUUCAAUAUUGAGAAUAUACAACCUCAAUCUCUAAUCUAUGAACCAGCUCCCAAAGCUGAAAAUUUUGUACAAUGUGUAAUAACUCGACAAAAAUUGGGAAUAAAUGGAUCUCUUCACCCUACGUAUUAUUUACAUUUAGAAAAAGACAAUUCAAAGAAAGGAUUCUUAUUAGCUGCAAGAAAGAAAAACGCUACGAAAGGUAACUAUGUCAUUAGUAACGACGAAACGAAUAUUGCUGUAAAUGGAUCGGGUUAUAUUGGAAAGUUAAAGUCAGAUCUAUUAGGAAGACAUUUUACAAUGCAUCAACGAAACGUUGGAAACGCAGACAAAGAGGUUAUAGCUGUUGCUUAUGAGCAUAACGCUUUUGGUUUAAAAGGGCCUAAGAAGAUGAACGUAUUAAUACCAGAACAAGGAUUCCAAUACAAUCUCAUUGAUAGGCUGAAAGACAGCAAAUUAUAUAACAUGAUGUUGUUAAAGAAUAAGACACCGUCUUGGAAUGAUGAAAUCAAUAGUUAUCAAUUAAAUUUUAAUGGUCGCGUUAAGAGGGCCUCAGUAAAAAAUUUCCAGAUUGUUCACAUGCAUGAUGAUGAUAUCGUCUUACAAUUUGGUAAAGUCGACGAAGAGGUAUUUAUUAUGGAUUAUAAAUAUCCAUUUUCCGCCUUACAAGCAUUCGUUGUUUCUUUAAGCAGCUUAGACCAUUGAUUUUUAUGUUCUUGAAAAUUACUUUAAAGGUUUUAUCUGGUUUGAUUUUUAUUUUCAAAGAGUUUCACUUUUUUGUGCCAUGAGAAGUCAACGAUUUUUGUUUAUUAAGUAUUAUAAAUUUCUACUGUAUAUUGUUUUAUAUAUGUUGUUUAAAAUACAUUACUAUUUCGUUUUUAAAUGAA
Messenger RNA from Dimorphilus gyrociliatus, 1424 nucleotides. The record is from the annotation of a GenBank genome assembly. NCBI's taxonomy places the organism in Eukaryota, Metazoa, Annelida, Polychaeta, Dinophilidae.